Staurois parvus is the source of this 497-nucleotide messenger RNA. The record is from the annotation of a GenBank genome assembly. Lineage: Eukaryota; Metazoa; Chordata; Amphibia; Anura; Ranidae.
AGGGAUUGGCAGAGAGGGGUGGAGGACACUGAGUGGAGGCCAGUGGAGGGAUUGGCAGAGAGGGGGGUGGAGGACACUGAGUGGAGGCCAGUGGAGGGAUUGGCAGAGAGGGGGGUGGAGGACACUGAGUGGAGGGUGAGUGGAGGCCAGUGGAGGGGAUUGGCAGAGAGGGGUGGAGGGACACUGAGUGGAGGCCAGUAGAGGGAUUGGCAGAGAGGGUUGGAGGAUACUGAUUGGAGGCCAGUGGAGGGAUUGGCAGAGAGGGGUGGAGGACACUGAGUGGAGGCCAGUGGAGGGAUUGGCAGAGAGGGGUGGAGGACACUGAGUGGAGGCCAGUGGAGGGAUUGGCAGAGAGGGGUGGAGGACACUGAGUGGAGGGAUUGGCAGAGAGGGGUGGAGGACACUGAGUGGAGGGCCAGUGGAGGGAUUGGCAGAGAGGGGUGGAGGACACUGAGUGGAGGACACUGAAGGGGUUGAGGAGACUGAAGGGGUGAGGA